Messenger RNA from Manacus vitellinus (golden-collared manakin), 1564 nucleotides. RefSeq names its product potassium channel tetramerization domain containing 6 (gene KCTD6). Gene Ontology annotation, molecular function: protein binding. Gene Ontology annotation, biological process: protein homooligomerization. The record is from RefSeq and is a predicted model, not a curated record. The coding region runs from base 140 to 853 and encodes 237 amino acids. The transcript is spliced from 3 exons. Lineage: Eukaryota; Metazoa; Chordata; Aves; Passeriformes; Pipridae.
CAGUCCCCGUCGCUGCUGCUGCCGCCGGGCUUCACCUCAGCGCCGGGAGCUGCGCCCGGAGAUAAGAGGACGUGAAUCGCGUAUCCUUUCAGCAGCCUUCUGUUAAACUUGGAAUACCACAGUUCAAGCAAUUGAACAGAUGGAUAAUGGAGACUGGGGAUAUAUGAUGACUGAUCCAGUCACGCUAAAUGUGGGUGGACACAUGUAUACGACCUCCCUCACAACUCUAACGAGAUAUCCUGACUCAAUGCUCGGGGCCAUGUUCAGGGGAGACUUCCCCACUGCCAGGGACUCUCAGGGCAAUUACUUUAUUGACAGAGAUGGACCACUUUUCCGUUAUGUUCUUAACUUUUUAAGGACCUCAGAGCUCACUUUGCCACUGGACUUCAAGGAGUUCGACCUCCUCCGGAAGGAAGCGGACUUCUAUCAGAUUGAGCCGCUCAUUCAGUGUCUUAAUGACCCCAAGCCACUUUAUCCUGUGGAUACCUUUGAGGAGGUUGUGGAGCUGUCCAGCACCCGGAAGCUUUCCAAGUACUCCAACCCAGUGGCCGUCAUCAUCACACAGCUCACGAUCACGACGAAAGUCCACGCGCUACUGGAAGGCAUUUCAAACCACUUCACAAAGUGGAACAAGCACAUGAUGGACACCAGGGACUGCCAGGUUUCCUUCACUUUUGGGCCAUGCGACUACCACCAGGAAGUGUCACUCCGAGUCCAUCUGAUGGAGUACAUCACAAAGCAAGGCUUCACGAUCAGGAACACCAGAGUUCAUCACAUGAGCGAGCGUGCCAAUGAAAACACAGUGGAGCAUAACUGGACUUUCUGUAGACUGGCACGGAAAACAGAUGACUGAUUCUGACUCCACAGGAGCCACUUCAGUGAUUAGCAACUUAAUUGGACAGCAAACCCAAGAGAGUCUGGAUUUUGACUAAAGCAACAAUGUGGGCUUUUUUUUAUACGACUAUUUAUUGUUUAUCAGUAAGGACUGGAGGAGUUUCGUUCUCUAGCAGCUCUGUUCUUUUGUCCUGAUCAGAAAAAAACCGUGCAUGUGCCUGUUCAGUCAAGACACCUUUUUGUUUGAAAGAGGGAGUCCGAAGAAUUAGUACAAUAGGGUAUUUUGUGUCAUUAACACAAUUCUCUGACUCGACUCAAAGUGCUAAAAUUACCUCUGUCUAAAUGGUUUCUAAUCCAUCUAAUGCUAUGACACUGGGAGCAAGAAACAAAAAGAAUUUUAAAUGCAGUUGGGGAGAAGCUGCUAUUGUGUAGACUAAUUUAGUUUCUAAAUCAAUAAACAGUAUUGUAAUAUUCUAGGAAAACAAAUCCCACCCUUUAAAAGUACUUGAUAAGUACAGUUUCUUACAGUUAUGACAACUGUUUCUUUCUAUGCAUAUAAAUCAAGCAACCAAAUAUUAUCUGUAGCCAUGGAAAUAUGAUUAGAAAUAUUUAUAUUGGAUUCUAAAUGCAAAAUGUCCCUGUGGUAGAAUUCAUAUUUUUAAUGCCUGGUGCAAUAUUAUUCCCAAGUGUAAUGCCUGCCAGCAAGAAGCUAAUAAAAAUGUGAAAUACA